GGGACUUCGGAGACCGGCACACGACAGAGAACCUCGUGGCGCUGGCGGAGGGGACGCUGGUGGCAGGACACCCGCAGGAGGCUGCUGCAAGACCUGGGCUGGCGCUGCCCAAGGGCCCCCACGCGCCCCUGAGGAGGCAGAAGAGGGACUGGGUGAUCCCUCCCAUCAAGGUUCCCGAAAAUGAGAGGGGCCCGUUCCCCAAGAAGCUGGUUCAGAUCAAAUCCAACCGUGACAGAGAGUCAAAGAUCUUCUACAGCAUCACGGGGCAGGGGGCAGACACUCCCCCCGAGGGCGUCUUCACCAUCGAGAAGGAGACCGGAUGGAUGAAGGUGACGCAGCCGCUGGACCGCGAGCACAUGGACAAGUACCACCUCUUCUCGCACGCCGUGUCGGAGAACGGGCAGCCCGUGGAGGAGCCCAUGGAGAUCAUCGUGACGGUGACGGACCAGAACGACAACCGGCCCGUGUUCGCCCAGGAGGUGUUCAGGGGCUCGGUGCCCGAGGGCGCUUUGCCAG
This is a messenger RNA of Tinamus guttatus (white-throated tinamou), 516 nucleotides long. The record is from RefSeq and is a predicted model, not a curated record. Lineage: Eukaryota; Metazoa; Chordata; Aves; Tinamiformes; Tinamidae.